Molecule: messenger RNA, 3687 nt
Organism: Meleagris gallopavo (turkey)
Lineage: Eukaryota; Metazoa; Chordata; Aves; Galliformes; Phasianidae
Source: RefSeq, a predicted model, not a curated record
CUGGACUAGAUGACCUUUAAAGGUCCCUUCCAACUUUAAGGAUUCUAUGAUUCUGACUUUUAAGUUUGCUGCAGUCAUUGUUAUUCCAGGACGAGGAGGGCCAUGUAGGAAUACCCACAGGAAGACAGCUUUGAAAAGGGCUUUAGUUUCAAUUGAAGGAAACUACGUAAUCUUGAACGUAUAUAGCACGUGAUCCAGCAGUACAUGUUAUCACCAUAAAAUGAUCAUGAAAAUGAGUGGAAAUAAAUUAUUCAUAUUGCUUUAGGGAAUGUGAGUGCUACAUGGAUAAUCAAAACAAGUCUGAGUUAUGGUACAUAUUUGUAUUCAAAGGUAUGCCAUCAAUAUAAAGAUUAUUUCAAAUACACAGCUGUUUUAUGCAGCCAUUGAAUUGUGCUGUGUUAUGAGUAACACAGUCCUGCGGAAGAGGUGCUGAGACUCAUUCACAAUAGAGAACAGGUCCUGAUGAUGGGGCAAGGAGGCAUUGAGAGUAAGAGCAAGUUCUGGUAAAGUUACUCUUUGACUAAAAUAACAAGUUUUGCUGCCAGACCUCAUCUCUCACUGCAGGUUUUUUGUUUGUUUGUUUCUCGAUCUGAAGCUGCCUGAUGGUGCAGAAGGCAGUGGGUGCUGUGUUGCUACGGUUCUGGCAAAGGAAUCAAACACUCUCAAGGCGUUCUUGAGAGGCUGUGCUUGGUGGUAGUUCAGUAGAAAGACGACAUCCUCUUUCUGAGAAACUUGUUUGGACUAUGUAGAACCAUCCCAGGCUAAGCUCUGAUACUUAUGAGACAUGCUGUGUAAUGUAUGUUGUGUUGCUACGGGGUGCACACAAUCUAAGCAGACUGAAUUUGAAAAGACUGAGCCUCUCACCUGUCCUUGAGAGGUUAUCUUGGUUUUGCUAGCAUUGUUCUGUGCAUUCCUGCAUAUACUCUGAGCCAAAUGGAUCAUCAGUUUGCUCUCUGUUCUUGGUAACUUGGAAAUUAAAAUGGCAACAAAUAUCAAAGAUGGGCUAAGAGUUGAAGAACUGCACAUUUAUCCCGUAAAUCUGGUCUAGUGUCUAGCAAUCCUGCCCACGGCUCAUAGUGGUCUGGAUGUUUGUAUUGCCAUUACCAUAAUAACUUGGCUUUUCAUGCAUCAUAACAAGCAUUUAGUUUCUCUUUAACUUUUGUGUAUUGCUAUUCAUUGAGUUAACUACACAUCUUUGCUCACUUUGUUUUAAUUUAGUUCUCUUUCCCACAUAAUUUGAAUGAUUGCAUAUACUUUCAAAAUCAAUUUUAUAUACAUAUUUCAAUAACACUGUAUAGUCUUCAUUUCCAAGUAGGCUAGAUGGUUGCAAAGCUAGUUAUGGAUUACACAACAUUGGGUACUGAACACUGUGAGAAAGCUUAAAUUCUGAAACAACAUGGAGAAAUGUUUCGUUUCGGUGUGUAUUAAUGUGUUUAAUGAAAGUUAAAUCCUGCAGUGGAAAUAUUAUUCACAUUCCUAAGUGAUUCAGCAGUCAUAAGUAUGAUGUAUACUAAGUGGUACUUUGUUAAAUUAAAAAAAAAAAGUUUUUGAUGCUUAAUUAGUAUAGUAAGAUUAAAAAAAUAAAAGCUCCAUAAAUAGUAUUAUUAGAGUAAGGACUAGACCUUAGAUUUUCUUAAUGAAAUGAGUAUUUCCUGACAUCAGGAGAACUUUCUGAGCAAGCAUUACAGAGUUAAGAGUUCUGAACACAUUGGCCUAAAGGUCUGAAGUCCUUGACCAGAAGAAAUCAAUAGAAAUUCUGCUGGACUCUUGAGCUGAUAUCCACCAGAAAUCGUUUGGUUGAAUAGUGGAUUAACAUGUAAGUGACAGUAUUUUCUGAGAGAGGGAGGAGAUGGAUUAAAAUGAAAAAGAAAGGAAUUGAAUUCCCUGAAAGGAAUUCAAAUAAGGAAGGAAGGACAGCCUUUGUUUUCUUUUAACAUAAAGAAAUUUCUAAAAAAAUAACAGUUGUUUGCUUCCCCCUCCCCACUGUUUUAAAAAAGAUUUCCACUUCAUGAUAAAGAGAGACUUGAGAAAUGGUUGCGGAAUAUGAAACGCGAUGCGUGGACUCCAAGUAAACACCAGCUUCUGUGCAGUGAUCAUUUUACCCCUGAUUCCCUUGAUGUGCGAUGGGGUAUAAGAUACUUGAAACAUACAGCUGUACCAACAAUUUUCUCUUCCCCGGAUGACGAGGUAAAAGACUCUUCUCAAAACAGCCCACAAGAGAUAAAGAGAGAAGCCCUGGAAGAAACUACUAAAAAUGUUGAGUCUAAGAAGGUACCCUUAUCACUUGGACUUUGUACACCAAAGAAAAGUUCUGUAACUGCAGAAGACCCAGAUAAAAAAGAAGAAAUUUGCUCAACUGUAUUGAGUAAAUCUUUACAAGUACAGAAACUACAACUUGAAAACAGAGAAGACUUUGAAACAGACAGUAUCAUUCUUGGUAAUUCAUCUCAGCAGCAUAUACAUCAACCUGAGCCUGUUUUAAUGGCAGCAGCAGUCCAGAAUGUGGAAGCUACUGAUGUUCAUGCUUCUGUAGAAGUUCCAGUAAACUGUACAGCUACAGUCUUGCAAUUUUCAGACCCUGACUACUUGAAUUCGUCUGUGAAACUGAAAAAUACUUUGGGUUCAAUUACUGACUAUUCACUUGAAAAUCCAAACUCUCAUGUUGUAGGCUGUUCUGUUGAAGUGCAACCAACAACUGAAAAUGCAGUUUUGGUCAGUACAGUCACACAAACUUUUGAACAACUCAAUGGAAGUGAGGAAUCUGUCAUUGCUAUCAUUGUACCAGCUGAGAAUCCGAAAGAGCCUGAAAUAAUAAACAGAUCUUUCUUGCCUAUUAAACAAGAAUUUCUUGACACAGAAGAAGCAGAAACAGAUAAUUCUCUGCAUAUGAAUGCAUAUAAUGGAAUUGAAAUAUUACAAACUGAGCACUCAUACUGCAAACAAGACAUAGACAGAGAGCAUCUCUGGCAAAAAAUUUCAAAGCUCCACUCUAAGAUAACUCUACUUGAAAUGCAGGAGGUAAAAACUUUGGGGAGACUCAGGUCCUUGGAAGCUCUUAUUGGACAAUUAAAGCAAGAAAACCUGCUUUCUGAAGAAAAGCUCAAGAUUGUAGAAAACUGCUUCACAACACUCGAAGUGACUAUGAUACAGUAAAGGCUUUGAAUGGUUGUUCUUAAGUAUCUUUUUAGCUUCUCUGACUGUCCUUUUGUACAAAUUAACUUUUGUUUCAGUCAUGAUAUUUUAAGUAUUUAAUGCAAACUGUGUGAACAGCAAAUGUUCUUUAAAAUGUUACAUCAACCUCUGCAAAUCUUAGCUGGUAGACAGUUGCCCAUAAAACGUGACUUGCAAGUGAGUUUUAAAAGAAAAACGAAGCCUGUCUCGUUAAAGUGUAUGAGGUGAAUAAGUAAAAAUGAGUCAAGCUUUUCCAGGUGAGGCUUCCCUGAGACAUGCAAGUUUUGCAUUUGGGACAGUAGCGUUAGAAUGGAUUUCCAUAACUGUGUAGAAUGGACAGUUAUGAAGCAGUUGUUUAAACAAGAAAAAAUUGUCCUGAUUCUCUUUCACAUGAGUAAAGAGGUAUGUAUUACACAUUGUCCAGUGGAGCUACCAUUAUUCUUCAGUCUUUUGUCCAUCUAGUGUUCAUUGAUAACUUUUGUAUACUUUGACCCUAUUAAAUUUUUCUUCAAUAAA